This is a messenger RNA of Coturnix japonica (Japanese quail), 1588 nucleotides long. RefSeq names its product arylacetamide deacetylase-like 4. The record is from RefSeq and is a predicted model, not a curated record. Lineage: Eukaryota; Metazoa; Chordata; Aves; Galliformes; Phasianidae. Gene Ontology annotation, molecular function: carboxylic ester hydrolase activity. Gene Ontology annotation, cellular component: membrane.
AUGACACUUCUCUUCACCAUUUUUCUUCUUUUGGUUCUAUUUGUGGCAACUGCUUUUUACUAUGAACACCCCAAGGCAACAAUCCCACCUGGAUUUAGCGAGCGCAAGAAGCUUUAUGCUUUUCAUUACAUCAUGAACUUUGGUUUCGGGCUGGCAAUAUUACUGGAGAAACUUGGUAUCAUGUCAGAGGUCAGUUUCCUCAGAAUUGUAAUGGAUGGAAUACCACCACUAAGUGAUAAACGCCUUAUUAUCAAGGACUUAAUCUUUGAAAAGGUUCAAGUGAGAUUGUACCAGCCAAAAACAUCGACCACUGGCCAAAGGAGAGGAGUCCUCUACUUUCAUGGCGGGGUUGGACGGUUUGGAAGCAUUCGGGCCUAUGAAAGAACGUGCCGUUAUCUUGCUAGGAAAACCAAUUCAGUGAUUGUGUCUGUUGGGUAUCGCCUCGCUCCUGAGUAUCCAUAUCCAACCCAGUUCCAAGACUGCCUCACUGCCACCAUACACUUCAUGAAGACAGCACAAGAUUACGGAGUAGACCCUGCCCGCAUUAUUGUCUGUGGGGAUAGCAGUGGAGGUACACUCACUGCUGCUGUUGCCCAAGCACUGGUGAACAGAAAAGAUGUCCCAAAGCUGAGAGCACAAAUCUUAAUAUAUCCUUUUCUCCAGGCUGCGGACUUUAAUUUGCCUUCUUAUCAGCAGAACGCCAGAAUUCCUGUUUUGAUAAGGGAACGAACCCUCAUUUUAGGUUUGAAGUAUCUCAAUAAAGACUUGUCUGCUCUAAAUACGCUACUUGAUGGUUCCCAUAUUUCAGAAAAGGGAAGACAGAAGUACCAGAAAUGGCUGAGUGCUGAUAACAUCCCUCAUGAGUUUAAAACAAGAGGCUACAAACCUCCAGGACCACCAUCACCAUACUCAGAAGAACUCUACGAGCUGGCCAAGCCUUUUCUUGAGCCUUUAUUUUCACCACUGCUGUGUGAAGACAGUAUCGUGUCCCAGCUUCCUGAGACUUUCAUUCUGACCUGCGAAUACGAUGUGCUUAGAGAUGACGGACUGCUGUACAAGAAGCGAUUAGAGGAUCAUGGUAUAAAAGUGACCUUGUGCCACCUGGAAGAGGGGUUCCAUGGGACAAUAUUCUUAGCUGCUAUUGGUAAGGUGGCGAGAUUCCAGUCUGGAAUUAAAGGCAUGGAAAAGAUAAUAAAAUUUCUAAGAUUGAUGUAAACCUUCAUUAUUUGCUUUCCCUUUCCUGAUUCCUAUCUCUCCCUACUUGCAAAGAUUUUUUUUAAGACAUUCUCAGUUUUCCUUCUGUUAAAACAUCUUCUGAAAUUUCUGCAUUGGCUCUGCCUGUUUUUUAUCAAAGAAACUGAUUUUGUGACAGUUUUCACUUCAUUUUUACUGACGAUUGAAGAAAGACAGCAUCACCUGAUUUUGCCUACCACCACUUCAAAGUUUUCACCUCUCCUCAUAAGAGAUCCAGUGCCCAUGACUAAUAUUUCACAGUGCAGUUUGGCUUAAUAAAGUUCUGGUAAUACUAAUACAUAAAUUGAGAUUGGAGGACAACUUGAGGGAAGUAAUGGAGGAUGAAUCUACAAAU